AUGACCCGGCUGCGAGAGGAUCUUCAAGGCCCCGACCGCCACCUGGCAGCCGGUCGCCUGGAGCUGGUCUCCGGCUGGCUUUAUUCUGACGCGUCUGUCCGAGCUACGCUGAGCCAGGCCGCGGUUACCUCCGAGAAGGAGAGGCAGGCCGGCGCCCAGGCCGCGGCUGCUCGCGAAGUUGCACCAAAGGAUGCCGAAACCGCCCAGGAUCGCUGCCGGGCGCUGGAGGCCGAGAUGAAGAAUCUGCGUGAUCUGCGCGCAGAAGAGGCUCGUGGUCGCCAGGCGGAGGAGGAGAAGAUGAAUGCCCGGGAGGACGCCAUCAAGGACCGCAACGCUGAACAGAAGGCGCAGGCCGCAGAACGCAGCCGAUUGGAGGAGCUCGAGCGGAAGGUGGAGGCAGAGAAGGCCGAUCUUGGCGCCAAGGCGAAGGUCCUCACCGAGCAUCGUGCGGCCUUCGCACUCCUCGGGAAAAGGUCCCGCACGGUGCUGAAGACACUCUACGAGAAAGGUUUGGAGAGGCCGCUGACCACCGGCGAGGACGGCCCCACCCAGCUGCUUCCCUUCUUGGUUGAUGCGCUCGAGGAGGUCAUGAGCGGCAUCGGUCCCAUGGCAGAGGAAGAAGCUCGCGCUUCCCUGUUGGCGGCGACUACACAAGCCGCUGAAGUUUCCGAACUCAAGUGGAAGCUGAAGCUGGCCGAUGAUGAUAUCGACCACAUUAACAAGUGGUUCGAUGAGGUGCAAGGCAGUGUGGCCGAGACCGAAGUCGCUCGCCGCCAGCACGAGGAGAGGGUGACCGAGGUGGGGCAGGAGCUCAAGGACGCCAUUGUCAAGUGCGAAGCCUUGGAGGAGAAGAGUGCGGCCCAAGCGGUCGAUCUCGCCAAGGCUCUCCAGGAGGCCAAGGAGGCGCGGACCGAGUCCCGCUUGGCUCGUGGGGAGAUCCAGCGGGCUGAGCAGAUAGCGGCUGACGCCUUUGCGGAUCUUCCGAAGAGUGUUGCCGAUGCCGCACAAUUCUUCCGGUCCCAGGAAGGGCACACAACGGAGAAGCUCUUCUGGUCACAGUUCCUGGCGCUGGAGUGUCCGGAGCUAUUGAACAUCUAG
Molecule: messenger RNA, 1098 nt
Organism: Aegilops tauschii subsp. strangulata
Lineage: Eukaryota; Viridiplantae; Streptophyta; Magnoliopsida; Poales; Poaceae
Source: RefSeq, a predicted model, not a curated record